Momordica charantia (bitter melon) is the source of this 1231-nucleotide messenger RNA. Its product is annotated as thioredoxin-like protein AAED1, chloroplastic. Lineage: Eukaryota; Viridiplantae; Streptophyta; Magnoliopsida; Cucurbitales; Cucurbitaceae. The record is from RefSeq and is a predicted model, not a curated record. Gene Ontology annotation, cellular component: chloroplast.
CUCAGUUCCAAAUUCCAACUGCCACCGUAUCGUCUGUGGAGGGAAAAGAAAAAAGAGAAGAGAAACACCGCCACAGAUCGACGGCAGUCGCUAAUUCCGGCGAGAUUCAUGGCGGCGACUCUAUCCACUUCGCUAAUUUCCAAUACUGUUCUACCACUAAAGAAUUCCAGCCAAAGUUCGCCGCGUGUUUUCUCCAAUUCUUCUCAUCCGAAUCUUCGCUUUCAUUCCAGUUUUUCGUACAGCAGCAAUACUGUUAAAUUCUCACCUCAGCGAACUGACGUCGUUGUCUCGGCCAUAUCUGGUUCUCCCGGAAUUGAAUCGUAUGUCGAAAGCGGGAAUGCUAGGGAUUUACUGGACUCGGUGAAGGUGUUUGAUUUGAACGGAAAUGGGAUUCCGAUUUCCGAUCUGUGGAAAGACAGGAAAGCUGUUGUUGCAUUUGCGCGUCAUUUUGGGUGUGUCUUUUGCCGAAAACGUGCCGACUAUCUUGCCUCGAAGAAGGAUAUAUUGGAUGCAUCUGGUGUGGCUCUCGUGCUGAUUGGACCCGGUAGCAUCGAUCAGGCAAAAGCAUUCAGUGAGCAGACAAAAUUUCAGGGAGAAGUUUAUGCUGAUCCUGCUCAUUCAUCAUAUGAGGCUCUACAAUUUGUCUCUGGAGUUACGACCACAUUUACUCCCAAAGCGGGUCUCAAGAUAAUUCAACUAUACAUGGAAGGCUAUCGGCAAGAUUGGAAUCUGUCUUUUCAAAAGGACACUGUGAGAAGAGGGGGCUGGCAGCAAGGUGGCAUUAUAGUUGCAGGUCCUGGUAAAAACAACAUCUCUUACAUUCACAAGGACAAAGAAGCAGGGGAUGAUCCAGACAUUCAAGAGAUUCUUAAAGCUUGUUGCUCAUGAAGUUGCCCUGAUCCAGUGCCACCCAUGGCUGCUUGCAAGAAGGUAGUGAUUAUGGAACAAAAAAACCCCGAAAGUAUAUAGCCCACUUGAAAAUCAACACUGAUAUGAAGGUUGAAGGAAAGUAAAGACUAAAGAGUAUAGUUUAUGUUAAGGCAACGGUUAGUUUUAUACUCUGAACAGUUGGGACAGUCCCCCUUGUAGAUUUUGAUGAUAAAAAUAUAGAAUCGGGUAAAUAAUUUCAUUCUGUAAAUUCAUACCGGGCCAGAAUGUUUUGAAUAAUUAUUGAAUCAUUGUGUAAUUUUUUUCCGUUUAGGUAAGGAAAAAUGCGGAUAUUUCUAGGAUA